ACCUACAGCCACAAUACAACGGACCCUCAUCCCUCUCGAAACUGCGCACUCAGUGUUCUUGAAGUUCUUCGACAUUCGGUGAAUCAGAGACUUCGGGACCGCUUUGUUUUCCAUCCGUCGUCUAAGCUCUGUUCGUUAAGAUCGGAGAAGGCGAAUCAGAGCAAAACAGUCUUUGGCAGCGGUUCGAAGCUUUGCAAUCUAGUCGAGUUGCAAUUUCACAGGGAUCAGCUAUGCCGGUGGAAGGACGGGCGCCCCUGAGGAGUAUCGAUGAUUUCAUCGGAGCAGAAUCUCGAUUCGAGAUCCCGAAUAUUGCCAACCUCGACAGAUGGUCCAAUCGAGUCCUCAACAAUCUUCUAUACUACCAGACAAACUACUUCAUCGUGUUCGCCCUGGUAUUCAUCCUCGUCGGCAUGGUGAACCCGACCCAGAUCCUCGUGGGCAUGGCUGCGACGGUGUCAACCCUAGAGCUGCUCAAUUACCUUAGUCGACAUCAGGCGGCGUUCGCCGGACUUCGUCGACGUCAUCCAGGCAUUUGCAUGACCAUCAUGCUCGUCGGCGGAUAUCUAAUCAUGUCGAUGAUCGGCUCUGUGAUGAUCUUCCUAUUCGGGAUCGCUCUGCCAAUUCUGCUGAUAUUCAUUCAUGCAUCUCUCCGACUCCGGAAUCUCAAAAGCAAGAUCUGGAAUCGCGGCGAAUCCCUCGGCUUGAUAAGCACACCGAUGGGUAUCAUCCUUGAUCACUUCGGGGAGACGUUUGAAACAUUGUCGAAUUGAGCCAAAACUUAGUUCCUGCGCAACAAGCAUCUAUAUUUACGCCGAGUAUCGAACCUGCAUUAUUUAUACGAAAAUAUUCGGUAUCGAGGCUAAGGAUUGUUCGCCACUGUGAGGCAUCAGCGUUUGGAAGGAGAAAGCAUAAUUUGGAGCAAUAAACAUUUUCGAAAA
Molecule: messenger RNA, 938 nt
Organism: Galendromus occidentalis (western predatory mite)
Lineage: Eukaryota; Metazoa; Arthropoda; Arachnida; Mesostigmata; Phytoseiidae
Gene: Jwa
Product: PRA1 family protein Jwa
Exons: 5
Coding region: 231-770 (179 amino acids)
Cellular component (GO): membrane
Source: RefSeq, a predicted model, not a curated record